CAGGCAGGUCCUCCUCUUUCUCCUCUCAGCUGCUGCGACUCGUUCUCUUCCUCUUCAAGCCGUCCCGUGUCUCCUGCAGCUGCCGGUGGGUUUUGUUCCAGAAACUCUGCUCUGACUUUGGAGGAUCUUUGUAGUUGUGUGGAAGAAGAAUGAGCACCUACACUGUGUCGCUGCCCGGCCCCGGGCCCUGGGGCUUCAGGCUGCAGGGGGGCAAGGACUUCAACAUGCCGCUAACCAUCUCCAGGAUCUCUCCGGGCAGCAAGGCGGCACAGGGUAACCUGAUGCAGGGUGAUGUCAUUGUCGCCAUAGAUGGUGUCAGCACCGAGGGGAUGACUCACCUCGAGGCCCAGAACAAAAUCAAGAUGGCAAACUACAACCUGGCUCUCACCAUGUCCAAGUCGAAGCGUCCGAUUCCAAUGGCGGCACCGAGAAUGGAUGCUACAAUUCCCAUCUUCCCUCACCAGCAGGUUUUCCCCCCCGCUGCUCCACCCGCCGGCUUCAACCCCAGCGUGCUGAAGCAGACCGCCCUCUCCACCAGCAAGCCCAUUGAAGUAAAAGGCCCCGGUGGUAAGGCCACCAUCAUCCAUGCCCAGUACAACACGCCCAUCAGUAUGUAUUCACAGGACUCCAUCAUGGACGCCAUCGCGGGACAAACACAGACCAAGGGCCACGACGCUGGUUCUGUCCCAGUCAUGGACCGCCUCGUGGACAGCGCCUCGCCAGUCUAUCAGGCCGUCCGGAGCACAGAGAAGGACCCAGCGCUGAGUGAAUGGAGCAGCCGCAGCACCAACGUGCAGUCCAAGUCCUUUCGGGUCCUGGCCCACAUGACUGGCACCGAGUCCUCGCUCACUGAAGAGGAGGCGGCGGCUGUGAAGAGGAGCAGCCUGAAGCGACAGCCUCCCGCUGGUUUCGGCCUCCAGCACAGAGCUGCAGUCACCAGCCAGUAUGGUGCACCUCCUACCAUGCAGCAGGCGCCACAAGUUCCACCCCCACAACAGUACCAACCAAUGCCACAGCAAUACCAACACGCACCUAUGCAGCAAGCUCCACAAGCUCUGCCCCCACAACAGUAUCAACCAAUGCCACAGCAGUACCAACAACCACCCACACAGCAGGCUCCAUCCACUCAACAGAGCUCAAUUCAGAUCCCUGUUGGCUCCGCCCCCCCUAAGGUGAUCAGUACUGCCUGCAUCUACCCUUCACAGCCAGCACCACCUAUGGCUCCAGCUGCAGUCCCACCGCAGCCCCGACCUCCAGCCGCCGCCCCGGCCCCGCUUCUGGCUGCUCCCGCAUCCUCCAACAGACCCCCGUGGGUGACCGACUCAAACUUCGCUGAUAAGUUCGACCCCGGCAAGACCACCUCCAGCACCAUCAAGGUGCAGCCACUGCCCCAGGCCGCCCCUCCCCCACCAGCGUACAUCCCUAACCCCUCCCCUGCUGGGCAUGCAGCUCCCAGCCCCGCCCCCAUCACCCCCAGCCCUGGCCCCGCCCCCUUUCCACCUGUGGCCAGAGGCGUGGCCCAAAGAGCGGAGAGGUUUGCAGCCAGCAGUCGCACGCCUCUGUGCGGGGCCUGCAACAGCGUCAUCAGGGGUCCCUUCCUGGUGGCCCUUGGCCGGUCCUGGCACCCCGAGGAGUUUAACUGUCACUACUGCCACAUGUCUCUGGCCGACGUCAGCUUCGUGGAGGAACAGAACAACGUGUACUGUGAGAACUGCUACGAGGAGUUUUUCGCCCCAACCUGCGCUCGCUGCAACACCAAGAUCAUGGGGGAAGUGAUGCACGCCUUACGGCAGACAUGGCACACCACCUGCUUUGUGUGCGCAGCCUGCGGGAAAGCCUUCGGAAACAGCCUCUUCCACAUGGAGGAUGGAGAGCCGUACUGCGAGAAAGAUUACAUCGCGCUCUUCAGCACUAAGUGUCAUGGCUGUGACUUCCCAGUGGAAGCUGGCGAUAAGUUCAUCGAGGCUCUGGGUCACACCUGGCACGAUACCUGCUUUGUGUGUGCGGUCUGCCACGUGAACCUCGAGGGUCAGCCCUUCUACUCAAAGAAAGAUAAACCUCUGUGCAAGAAGCACGCUCACGCCAUCAACGUGUAAACCUGCCAGAUCACGCCUCAUCACGCUCCAGUUUUUUUUUCUUUUCUUUUUUUUGUGCAAAUUUCAAAUUUCUGCUGCCUGAUGAUUCUGCUUCAGAUCCAUCCGACCCGUCGCAUCACGGACUGUGGUUUAUUUUUCUACCAGAAAGAGUGUGUGUGUGUCUGUGUGACUGCUGAGCUGCAGAAAUACAGGUGACUGUAUGGAGUCUGCAAGGUGCCAAAUUAAAUAUUAUAUUUUUUAGUGUUUAAUAAUAAUUAUCAAACAUAUAACAACAAAAAUAUUAAACUGGCUAAACUAUGCAACAAGGAUUAAAUAGAUAUUUAAGUAAGUCUAAAUAAUAAUAUUAUGACAGUACAAGUAUUCUUCAGAUUUUUUUUCUUUAUUAAUUUAAUUAAUUUUCUGGUUUUCAAAAUUAGUCUUCUACCAAAUUUUUAUAGUCAGGAGGAAAAAAUUCUUUCUAAUAAAUAUCAAUAACAGAGUGUUUGAAGUAUGUUUAUUUUUCUCUUAAACAUAGGGUUAAAGUAGUUGGAUAUUUAGGGUUAAGAGGGUUAAGAGAGUUUUUUAAAUUAUUUUGAUAAAGUUAUUAUUUUUAUGAAAAAAACAUUUUUUUUUCUUAGGAGAAAAAAACGUUAGAAAUAAAAAUUAUUAUAAAGUUUUAUUAGUACUUUUUUUUUGCUUGGUUUGUAGAGUUUCAAAUGAAAUUUCAAGUUAACUUAUGAAUUAUUUCAUAUGAAUGAAAUUACAACUUUAUUGUAAUUAAACAUUUUUUUAAAAAUUUGCUUCCUUUUUUAGUGGCACUCUCUGGACUCCGUACAGCUGAUAUGGUUCUCACCAUUUUUUGGACUCUUCUUGGUAAUGUGCCUCUGUUGACUGUUUGAAUGCUACCUUAAUAUUUUUAUUUCACUUUUAGACUAAAAUAAAAUUAUAUUAAAGUUUUUAUGAGGCAAUAUGAAGUGAAACAAUAGACUGCAGAGAAGCUGAAAAACAGCAGCAAACUGGAGAUUAAAAAAGACUGAAAAGUGUUUCUGGCGUUGAAACCUGUCGUCACCACUCCGACUCUGGGGGCGUGAACACACGACAGGUGACACGUUUCUGUGGCCCCGCCUCACCAGGUGAACCUCCAGAUGUUUUAAAUGUGAAAACCACGUCUAAAUGCACAGAGAUACUGUGUGAGUGACGGAGUCUAGAUAAACUGGAAACGUUAAACUGCCCACAGAAGCUGUUUGGCUCCAAGUGCAGGUGUGUUUCUGCUCUCACGCCACACUAAGGUGCAUUUGGACUUGUUUGUUCAGGUGAACCUGCUCAGGCGAGGCAGCUCUUCGACUUCACGUGCUUCAGGGGGAGAAAUAACCUUGAAUUUCAUAUUUAUUCGACAGUGUGAUCUUUAUUGAGACACUAGUAUAUCGUCACUGCUGCGUGGAAAUGAUUAGUUAUUCGAUUCAUGUUUGUUUCAGAGCGUUUGGCAUCACGUGGUUAAGUUUGAGUACUGAUUUCAUGAUGAUUUAUUGUGUGUUUUUUUAACUACACUGUAAAUGUGAUAACCUUAGUCUGACUGUUAACAACACAAUGGCUCCGCCCACACUGCAGACCGUGAAUCCUCCCAAAUCUGAAAAAGAUUACACUUUGCAUUUUCUUUCUUUUUUUUGUGAAAUCAAACAUGUGGCUGCUCUCAUGUUUGUAAAACACAGAAUAAUCUUAUAUGUAUUUGGAUCAUUACAGCUGGGGAAACGGACUUCAGUGAAAGUUUUUUAAAGCAUUUCUUUGUUAAUUUUCAUACGUUUUUAAUACAAAGACAGUGCAGUUUUUUAGGAGCCUCUCUUGGCCAUUAAAGGAACAUCAGCAAACCACAACUUAAUUCAGAUCUUUAAUUUGACUUGUUCUCUGCUAAGACUUAAUCAUUAAGCACAUAAAGACUUUUUUACAUUUUAAAAACUUAUGCCAUGGUUCACGUUCCAAUAACCAGUCACCCUGUUUUAGUGUCCUCCUGUGGCCACUGGAAGAAGUGCAGCUAAGCAAACAGAAACUCUUGGUGUAUUAAAAAACUGUAAACAGAAGAAGCAUUGUGUUUCUGAAAGCCGGAUUUUCUUUAAAAAAUCUAAGUUUUUUUUUUUACUUUGUUCCGCUUUUGUCAUUGAAGGCAGCAUGUUUUAGCACCACCUAGUGGCCAACAACAGAACAAACCACAAUGUAAUUAAAUUCCAGUCCUUUGUUGAGUUACACUCUGUUGUAAUGUUGGGUUGUGUUCGGUGAGAAACCUUAGCAGGAUAGUAGGAAGAAUACACGAUCACACUGGUCCUGGGAAAUCCACAGCGUAUCCUUUAAUGCACAUUCUCUCCAUCAACCAAACAAGGCCCGGUUGAACGGCUGCUUAUCAAACAUGACACACAGUGUUCAUACAACCCGUACUAGCGUGCAAGCACGUUGUUCCCAUAAAUCACAGAGAGGGCAGUGGCGCACACUAAUGACCUCAUAACCCCUUGACAUAUGUUACAUUAAAGAGACACCACACCAUUGUGACUGUUGCAAACUGAAUACUAAAGUAUAUAAAAUAAUUAAAUUCAUCUGACUUUCUUGACUUCCCAAAACCAUUUAAUACUGCUGUGGUGUUUUAGUGGCCUCUGGUGGUGAUUAUAGGAAAUGCAAUUGAGCAAAUGGAAACUUUCGUUAUAUUAAAUAAUUCUAUAAACAGAAAAGAUUUUGUGAUAAGUUUCUAAGAGAUGAAUUUUUAAAAAAAUGACUAUAAUGGGGUUUUUUUGUUUUAAUUUUUUAAUGUAAUUCUAUUUUUGCAUUCUUUCACGACAAAUAGUUUUGGGAGCAUCUAGUGGCCAUGAGAGGAAGUGUAAUUAACCCCGAUAACAAUAUAAGAUGAUUCUUUAAAAAAAAACAAAAAACUCCAGUUUUACUGUAGGUACAUAAAAGAAUGAAAAGCAUCUGAACACACUUGAGGUGUUGUAGCAGCCUCAGGUGGCCGCUAGAGGAACUGCAACUAAGCAAACAGAAACUUUCGGAAUUGUGAAAUGUUUUGCAAAAGAACAAGAGGAGAAUUUUUUUGGAACUAAUACAUAAAGUACUACACCUAGUGACCAGUAGAGGAACUGCAAAUAAGUAAGCUUUUGGGCUGAACGCAGCUUGUAAACUUUGGUUGUUGAGCAGUGUGAACGGAGUCUCUGGUUCUUUGAUUUAAACUUUAAUUUUAUUCUGUGAUUUAAAUGAAAUUGUUUGUCUCCCUGCGGAGAACCGUGCCUUUGCUGAAAUCCACCUCUGCUCGGUCUGACCGGCACACUGACCAGUUUGUGUGCCGGUGUACAGUUUUUACUCUGAAUUGUACUUUUAUACAGUUUGUGUGUUUUUCUGAGGAUGAAUGUGUGCAUGCGGCAUGUCAACAUCAGUUUGUGAAAAAAAGAGAAGCUAACGCGACUGUUCACCAUUAUUUUUGAGUGUUUGUAAGUAAUGAUGUCAUACUCUGAGUGAAGAACUCGGCGUUACUUUUUGUUUAAGAGGUUUUGAACAUUUGAAGAGUUUUUGUGUUGCAGGUUGAAUAAACUGAGCACUUCAAACACCUGGAAGCAUCUUCUGGAAACGUGUAAUUGAUUUAUUUUUUCUGAUAUGAAGAUUUGUU
This is a messenger RNA of Oreochromis aureus, 5715 nucleotides long. Its product is annotated as LIM domain-binding protein 3-like. The transcript has 15 exons. NCBI's taxonomy places the organism in Eukaryota, Metazoa, Chordata, Actinopteri, Cichliformes, Cichlidae. Gene Ontology annotation, molecular function: muscle alpha-actinin binding; actin binding. Gene Ontology annotation, biological process: muscle structure development; actin cytoskeleton organization; heart development. The record is from RefSeq and is a predicted model, not a curated record. Bases 150 to 2096 code for a protein of 648 amino acids. Gene Ontology annotation, cellular component: filamentous actin; stress fiber; adherens junction.